AUGGACCUUCUUCGAUUUGGGGAAAAGGGUCUCUUUUCACCUCAGAGAAGAAGGAAAUGGCUGAUUUUGAUGGCGAUUUCCGGCGUCUCCGGUUACGGAGCUUACAAAAUUUACCAUUUGCCAUCUGUCGCGAGGAAAAGGAAACGUCUUCUGAAGAUCUUCGGAGCCGUUCUCUCUGUCGCCGAAUUGAUCUCCGACUCCGCCGAGACCCUAAGCAUCGUGUCGCGAGACCUGAACGGAUUCCUCAAUUCCGACUCCGACGAAAUCCCCAACAGCCUGAAACAGAUCGCCAAGAUCGCCACGUCGCACGAAUUCACCGAUUCGCUCUCUAGGGUUUCUCAGGCUGUCACGAUCGGAGUCUUUCGCGGUUACAACAACGUCGGAGAUUCAGGAAUCGGAUCGGAGCAGCCAAGUGCUGUUGAUAAAGUGAUUGAUAAGGUUUUCUCAAAGUCUGGAUCUGGAUUCGUUUCAGCUAUUGUUGGUAGCUUCGCUAAGAAUCUCGUUCUUGGAUUCUACUCGAACGAGCUCGAGAAUGGUGUGAAAUGUGAUUCCGAUUCUUCUUCAGAGACACCUCAGUGGGUGACUCUGCUCUGUGAUGAGAAAUGUAGAGAGCUUUUAGCUGAUUGCAUUGAGAGAUUCACAAACACAGCAGUCGCUGUGUAUCUGGACAAGACGAUGGAGAUCAACACUUACGAUCAAAUCUUCGAAGGCUUGACGAAUCCGAAACAUCAGGAUAGCGUCAAGGACGUUCUUGUUUCAGUGUGUAACGGUGCUCUCGAGACUCUCGUUAGAACGUCUCACCAAGUCUUCACUGCAUCAUCAUCUCCUUCAAGGUCUGAUAAUGUGACUGAAGAGGUCGAAGAAGAAGAAGACGAUGUCAAGAGUAGCGGUUGGGUGGAGGCUAUCUCAACCACAUUGGCGGUUCCAAGCAACCGGAAGUUUAUGUUCGAUGUCACAGGAAGAGUGACGUUAGAGACGGCGAGAUCAAUCGUUGGUUUUAUAAUGUUGAAGACGUAUCAAGGGAUUAGAAAAAGCUUCGACGUUGUUCAUGAGGAGGUUACAGACAGAGGACGACAAGUGGUUGGUUACGUUGGAGCCAAGUCUUCUGUUAUAAUCACUGUGUGGCUCGCCUUGUACUUGCAUGUUAUAAGCGGCUGUGUUCGGAGCUCUCCGAUAGGCGUAAGCCAGCAUUUUUAG
Microthlaspi erraticum is the source of this 1197-nucleotide messenger RNA. NCBI's taxonomy places the organism in Eukaryota, Viridiplantae, Streptophyta, Magnoliopsida, Brassicales, Brassicaceae. The record is from the annotation of a GenBank genome assembly.